Messenger RNA from Dermatophagoides pteronyssinus (European house dust mite), 3430 nucleotides. RefSeq names its product RNA polymerase III subunit RpIII128 (gene Polr3B). Gene Ontology annotation, molecular function: ribonucleoside binding; DNA binding; DNA-directed RNA polymerase activity. The record is from RefSeq and is a predicted model, not a curated record. Gene Ontology annotation, biological process: DNA-templated transcription. Lineage: Eukaryota; Metazoa; Arthropoda; Arachnida; Sarcoptiformes; Pyroglyphidae.
UUUAUUUUAAAUUUUUGUUUCAAAAUGGGUAAACUAUGGAAGAUUGUCGAGAAUUAUUUCAAAGUGCAUGAUAUCGCCGAACAUCAUAUUAAUUCAUACAAUAGUUUCAUCGCCAAAGGAAUGAAAGAUAUUGUUGCAGCCAAUGAUCGUAUUACAUCAGAAGUUGAUCCGAAUUGGUAUGUCAAAUAUUUGAACAUUCAUGUUGGUAUGCCCGAAAUUCGUGAUGGCCACAAUAAACAUUCAUUAACACCACAAGAAUGUCGAUUAAGAGAUUUAACGUAUUCGGCACCUAUCUAUGUUGACAUCGAAUAUACACGUGGUCAAGAAGUUUUAACUCAAAAAAAUUUAUUGAUUGGACGUAUGCCGAUUAUGCUUCGCAGCAAUAAUUGUGUAUUGAAUCAAAAAAAUCGUGAUGACUAUUUUCAAUUACAGGAAUGUCCACUUGAUCCGGGUGGCUAUUUCAUCAUAAAUGGCAGUGAAAAAGUAAUAUUAAUGCAAGAACAACAAUCAAAAAAUCGAAUAUUCACAUUCAAAAACGAUGAUGAAAUUAUCUGUGAAGUAACAUGUAUUGCAACCGAAAAGAAAUCGCGUCUUACAUUGCAGAUGAAUAAAAAACGACAGAUAAUGGUGAAACAUGGUAAUAUUAAAGAUGGUGUCCCGGUUAUCAUUAUGAUGAAAGCAAUGUCCGGUUUAAGUGAUCGAGAAAUAACUAGCCUAAUACUUCGUGAUUGUGAACGUAAUAUGGAAAUGUUUAAAUUAUUAUUACCAUCGUUGGAACAAUGUAUUGAUUCAAAAAUUUAUUCCGAAAUCAAUGCAUUGGAAUUUAUUGGAAAAAAGAUUAGCUUAUCGAAUGAAAGUAGUCGUCAUCCUGCAGUAAUAGCUUAUUAUUUUAUUUAUAAUUCAGUUUUGACACAUAUACCCGUUGUAAAUGAUUCAUUUUAUCCAAAAUUUUUCUAUCUUGCUUUUAUGGUACGAAGAUUAUUAUUAGCACAUAUUGAUCCGGACAAUCACAUUGAUAAUCGUGAUUUUUACGGUAAUAAACGUCUAGAAUUGGCUGGAACAUUAAUUGGUUUUUUAUUUGAAGAUGCAUUCAAACGUUAUAAUCUAACCAUAAUGGGUACGGCAAACAAAAUGAUACCAAAAGUUAAAGUUUGUCAAUUUGAUGUUACCAAACAUAUGACCAGUAAUCUUAUAACACAUGCUUUAAAUAAUGCAAUCGCAACGGGUAAUUGGUCAAUACGACGUUUUCGUAUUAAUCGAAUUGGUGUAUCACAAGUAUUAUCUCGAUUAAGUCAUCUGGCCAGCUUGGGAAUGUUGACCCGUAUUAAUUCUCAAUUUGAAAAAACACGUAAAACUACUGGUCCUCGUUCAUUACAAUCAUCAUAUUGGGGUAUUGUUUGUCCAAGUGAUACACCAGAAGGUGAAAGUUGUGGUCUUGUUAAAAAUAUUGCCCUUAUGUGUCAAGUAUCCACUGAAGAUUGUGAUGAUGAAAUUGUACGAAUUUGUUCAGAAUCCAAUUUAGUUCUUCCAUAUGGUUGCGUUGAUCUAGAUCAAAUUGAUUUAAAUUUAUAUUAUCUUUUUAUUAAUGGUGUUAUUGUAGGUUAUGUGACUGAUCCAAAACCAUUCACAGCAUUUAUACGACAAAAUCGACGUGAAGGAAAUAUACCGAAAUUUACCACUGUAUUUACUAAUGAUUAUCAUCAAUCAGUGUAUAUUUGUUCGGAUGCAGGAAGAUUAUGUCGUCCAUAUAUAAUUGUUGAUGAAAAUGGUCGUCAUCGUCUUACUGAACAAUUUUGUAAAUUAGUCGAAAGAAAUGUAAUGAAUUUUAAUGAUCUAAUCGAUAUGGGCAUCAUUGAAUAUUUGGAUAUGAAUGAAUUGAAUGAUUGUUUUAUUGCAUUGAAUGAUGAUGGUAUUAUAGCUGGACAUACAACACAUAUGGAGAUUGAAGUGUUUACCAUAUUAGGCAUAUGUGCAUCGAUUAUACCAUUUCCACAUUGUAAUCAAUCACCACGUAAUACUUAUCAAUGUGCAAUGGGUAAACAAGCAAUGGGUGUUAUUGCAUUGAAUCAAAAUCUUCGUAAUGAUUCAUUAUUGUAUACAAUACAAUAUCCACAAUAUCCAUUAGUUCAAACAAAACCAAUGAAAAUGUUUAAUUGGAUUCCGGCUGGUCAAAAUCCAACCGUAGCUGUAAUGUCAUACAGUGCAUAUGAUCUUGAAGAUGCAACCAUAUUGAAUAAAUCUAGUAUACAAUUUGGUUAUGCAAGAUGUUUUGUAUACAAAAAUGCAAAAAUUGAUUUGAAAACCUAUCCAAAUCGUAGUUGUCGUGAUACAUUAUAUUUUCCUAGACAAAAUGAAAUGACAAAAUCACAGAAUAAAUAUGCAACAUUAGAUUGUGAUGGUAUUGCAUCACCUGAAAGUUUAGUACAUUCUGGUCAGAUAUUAGUCAAUAAACAAUCACCAGAUGUAAAAAAUAGUAAUAAUUUAUUGGGACAUCAACAAACAAAAUACUAUGAUAAUGGUUUAGUUUAUCGAUCGGAAAAUAGUUCGGUAAUCGAUAAAGUUACUAUUUCAAAUAAUGAUGAUGAAUUGAUAAUCAAAGUUUCAUAUCGUCAAAUGAGACCACCUAUUGUUGGUGAUAAAUUCAGUUCAAGACAUGGACAAAAAGGUGUUAUCGGUGCUAUAUUUAAUAAAUCAAUUUUACCAUUUUCUAGUGCUGGUAUUAGUCCGGAUAAGAUUAUGAAUCCACAUGGUUUUCCAUCACGUAUGACAGUUGGUAAAUUAAAAGAAAUGACAGCAUCAAAAGCAGGUUCACUUAAAGGAACAAUACAUGAUGCUACCGUAUUUAAUGGAACAUCAAUGAAUGAUUGUUUUGAUAUAAUGCAUAAACAUAAUCAUUUAUAUUCGGGUAAAGAAUUACUUUGUUCAGGUAUUACUGGUGAAUUAUUACCGAAUGAAGUUUUUAUUGGUCCAAUUUAUUAUCAACGAUUAAAACAUAUGGUUAUGGAUAAAGUACAUUCACGAUCAAUUGGACCAACAAUAUCAUUAACAAGACAACCUACUGAAGGUCGUUCAAGAAAUGGUGGUUUACGUGUUGGUGAAAUGGAACGUGAUUGUUUAAUUGGACAUGGAACAUCUAAUUCAUUAUUAGAACGUUUUAUGUUUUCAACCGAUGUAUAUGAAGUAGAAAUAUGUCAUAAUUGUAAUUUUCUUGUUGCAUCAAGAUUCUGUAUGUUAUGUAAUUCAAGCGAUAAUGUAACAAAAGUUCGUAUACCAUAUGCAUUUAAAUUAUUAAUACAGGAAUUAUUUGCUAUGGGUAUACAUCCGGCAAUGGGAUUUCGUUUAAGUAAAAAACUUUGAAACAAAAAAAGAUGGAAAACCGACACACAUAUUGCUAAUUAUCGCCUUAUUGUAAAACCACCACCAACAUAAA